UUGUCGAUACAUCGGCGGUCACACUGUGCUCGAUCCGCAAUUUUGUUGCAAUUUUUUCGUAUUUUUCGUACUUUAAAAGUGUUUUCUGUGUACAAUUUCAAAGGCCAUCAAUUGAGUGAAUACGUUCCGCGUAAAUAAAGUGGAAAUAAUCCAAGAAUUGAUCUAUCUACUCUUUGCUGCAUUCAAUAUAGAAAAAUAAUGUCUGCUGAAGCUGAAGCAAUUGUCACAACGGCCGCUGCCGAUGCCACCACAUCACCGACAACAAUCAAGAAAGUAGCCGCCGUCGAUGCGGACACCACACCCGACAAUGCUGUGCCCGUGGCCACAGAUGGUGCCUCCGAGGGAAACGGCAAAGUAGAACAGGAGCGCGCCGAAAAGAUACUCAAGGGCAAGGAGCUCUUUAGUCAGGGAUCGCGUAAUUUUCUGGUCAAGAGCUACGAUGAGGCCGCCGAUGAAUUGAGCCAGGUGUGCCAGCUGUACGAGGAGGUGUACGGAGAGCUGGCCGAUGAAUUGGGCCAGCCCCUGCUGCUAUAUGCCAAGGCGUUGAUUGCCAUGGCUCUGGAUGAGAACAAAGUGAUUGAUGUGCCCGAUGAGGCAGCCGAUGACGAUGAGGAGGAUAUGGACGAUGAUGAUGAAGCUGGGGACGAUGCAGAUGAAGCUGCAGAGUCCAAGAAAGAAGCUGGGGAGGCCAAGAAGGGGGCCGGAGAGGCCAAGGAAGCUGGCGAAGCGAAGAAGGAAGCUGCCCCAUCCAAGAAGGAAGCCAAUGGCGCCAGCAGCACAAAUGGCAAAGCGUUGGACAGCAUCAAGGAGGCCUCCGAUGAAGCCGAUUCCACUGUGGAUGCUCCAUCAGAUGAGAAGAAUGCCAAGAAGUCAUCCACUGGCGUCGAAGAAGUUAGCAGCAGCAAUGGCGGUGCCUCGGUCAACGAUGACGAGCGUCCCAGCACCUCGAAUGGUGAGGCUGCAAUCAGUCCCAGCAAUGGAGCUGCAGCUGUAGCUGGCGGAGAGGAUGAGGAGGAGACCGAAGAGGGUGUCAGUGGCAGCCUGCAGCUGGCCUGGGAGAUCUUAGAGGCAGCUGCCAAAAUCUUUUUGCGCCAGGGCCUCAAUGGUCUCCCGUAUUUGGCAGAGGUUCAAACGGAAUUGGCAAACAUUGAAUUUGAGAAUGGUAUACUUGAGGCGGCACGUGAGGAUUACGAGAAAGCGCUCUUAAUUCUAAGCGAUCUUCCAACCAAGAAUCGUCGCGCACUCGCCGAGCUGCACUACAAGAUUGGGCUGACAUUCUUGAUGGCACAGCAGAACAAGGAGGGCGCCGCCUCGCUGCGUCUAUCCAGUGCCUUGAUUGAGGAGGAAAUAACAGAGAUCAAGGGCAAAGAGGAGCCGCUCAGCGAGCGCGAGAAAAACAAUAUGUUGGAUUUGGAGGAGACCAAGCAGGAGAUUCUGGCCAAGAUACAGGAAAUUGAAGAGAUGCAGGCUCAGACCAUCGCCGAGGUGCGCGCUGCCUUGGAUAGCUACAUCAAGCCAAUGGGCAGUGGCAGUAGCAGCAACGAUGCUGCUGCCUCUUCAUCCACCAAUGGAGCGGCAGCCAGCUCUCCAUCAUCGUCGUCCAGUGCUGCUGCUGCUACUUCUGGCGCUACUGGUGCUGCUGUUGCUGCCAGCUCGUCCUCGUCGACCAUUAGCAGCAGUUCCACCGCCAAGCCCACCGAUAUAACGCAUUUGAUUAAGCGCAAGAAGCCCGAGGAGCCUGGCUCUGAGGCCGAGGCCCUGUGCUCCCCAGCCAAGCGUCCCGCCUUGUAGGAAAAGCAGCUGCACAUUCCAGUGGCACACACUCAAUCACCCCCCACCCCCAUACAUCAGCUACUUAAAACCCCACAACUCCACGAAGCAUGAAGGAAAAACACCUUUUAUCACACACUUGCAUUUUAUAAAACACAAACACUGUCCUCCCCAUGCAGGAUCUAUGCUGCCCUGCCCCGGCCCCCGCCCCGCCCCUAUUAUGCUCCUAUUUAUGCUUUUUGUUUGCUGUUUUUUCUACCAAAAUUCUCUAUAAGUCUCUGUAAGGUUACAAUCACAAUUUAGUGCGUAAGAAGUGCGUAAAAAUAAACGAAUGUUUUGUAUUAAACAAAAA
Drosophila obscura is the source of this 2122-nucleotide messenger RNA. It is a transcript of the gene Nasp, whose product is annotated as protein NASP homolog. Gene Ontology annotation, biological process: CENP-A containing chromatin assembly; DNA replication-dependent chromatin assembly. Gene Ontology annotation, molecular function: histone binding. The record is from RefSeq and is a predicted model, not a curated record. Lineage: Eukaryota; Metazoa; Arthropoda; Insecta; Diptera; Drosophilidae. The transcript has 5 exons. Gene Ontology annotation, cellular component: nucleoplasm. Bases 199 to 1791 code for a protein of 530 amino acids.